GUUGAUCCGUACGAUGAAGGAUUGACUGCGUAGAGAAAUUGAGGCUAACGACGAGUCGCCUCAUGCGUGGUGUCUACGAUAUGGUGCGUGUUAUAAUGCCACCCGUAACUCUGUGACCAGUUUCGCGCUGUAUUUUCACAUGGCAGGGAGAGACUUCAAAGACCAUAAAAGCUUGGAACUGCAGGACAGGGUGCUGUUCUUGUUGGAGCCGGAACAAGGCCCUGAGGCCAUGGUCCACGAAGCGGUGGCAGCUGUCAGGGACAGGCGAGCUCAGUUGGAACAGCAGACUCGAGCUAACCUCAGGCGAGAGGACGUUUGUUUCACUGUUAGCUGUAGGCUCGAGAGUCUGAUAUCGGUUGCGAGGGAAGUCGCGCGACUUGACUUCGCGGUGGGGUGGGCCGGCACGGGUAGUGGCGGUUCAAGCACUCUUAACGCAUGGGGUUGAGAUGGCAGAUGGAUCUCAACGUACUUUCUUGAGGGCGGAGUUGAAGCCGCAUGUUGAAAAGCUCUCGGCACAAGAGGAGCAGCGCUCUACGGUACGGUAUCGUCCGCAUGGGCCGUAUGAGGAGUGGUUAAUGUAUCAUUCGCCGUUGACAAAGCAGCAGGAUGGCUGCCGUCAAGCGUUGGGCCAUUGUAUGCGUCGCACGGAGAUGGCGCGCAUUUGGUUGCGUGAGCUUAGGUCAGCCUGAGGGCGCGGGGAGUUAUGUUGUGAUGAGACGAAGUGCAAACGGGAAGAAGGUGCUGAGUGAGGACUAUCAGGUCUUGUUGAAGCGGGUCUUACCUUUGAAGACGAGCCGUGAUGCCUUUGUAGGACUUCCAGACUACAACCCCCCCAAGCUG
This is a messenger RNA of Sphaeroforma arctica JP610, 840 nucleotides long. RefSeq lists its product as hypothetical. NCBI's taxonomy places the organism in Eukaryota, Ichthyosporea, Ichthyophonida. The record is from RefSeq and is a predicted model, not a curated record. The transcript has 2 exons. Bases 140 to 445 code for a protein of 101 amino acids.